CGCUCAUCGCCGCUUCCUCUUCUUCGUGGCUUUUUAUUUCAGUCUUUGUUGACAGCCCGCAGGAAACUGUGUUUUACUCAAACCCCAUUUAUUCGUCUUUUUACAACUAAAUCACAAACUUUGCCAUCAGUCUGAACCCGCUUUCCAUGACAGGGAUGGAGGAAUACCACAGCAGCAACGAGAGCACUUUCCACUCUGAAGAGGCUGACAGCAUUGUGAAAGAGUGCAUCGAGAGCGUGGUGGGCAAUGACGACUACAGCCAGAGUCUGGUGAACAAAUGGACCGCCGGCAUCGUGGAGCGCUGCCUCACACAGCUGGUCAAACAGGGGAAGCCCUACAAGUACAUCGUGACAUGUGCGGUGAUGCAGAAAACAGGAGCUGGGCUCCACACCGCUAACUCCUGCUACUGGGACACCACCAUGGAUGGAAGCAGCACCGUGAGAUGGGAGAACCGCACCAUGUACUGUGUGGUCAGUGUGUUCGCUGUGGCUAUCGCAUAGGACACACACCAUUACUCACACACACACACAGGGAACAGCAGGGUGGGACAGUGCCAUGUGUACACCUGCAGCUUGACUUUUAACCACUAAAGGAAGAGCUGCAGAAAAUCAACCUGUGUUCCAGCCUCCAGAUGCAUGCAGACAUCAGCUCGUAUUUACCCUCUCCUGUCACUGCUUCAGUAGCCUCACCUUUAGCAGCAGCCGUUAGCAUUCCUGAUGUUGAUUAUCAUGUCAACAAGUGACAUGGUUUUAUACUCGCGGCUCAUUUUGCUGCUGGAAAAUAAACAUGAAGACAUUUAUGA
Molecule: messenger RNA, 802 nt
Organism: Eleginops maclovinus (Patagonian blennie)
Lineage: Eukaryota; Metazoa; Chordata; Actinopteri; Perciformes; Eleginopidae
Product: dynein light chain Tctex-type 1-like
Exons: 5
Coding region: 147-500 (117 amino acids)
Biological process (GO): microtubule-based movement
Cellular component (GO): cytoplasmic dynein complex; cytoplasm
Molecular function (GO): dynein intermediate chain binding
Source: RefSeq, a predicted model, not a curated record